UCCAUCGUAACGUAAUUGAACGUGAUCGUCUCCUCUUGCUGAGUGCUGUUACUGCUGAUGAGUGUUUUCAGUUGGUAAGAUUUCACAAUCUUCACGGAUCUAUGAUUUAACAUGGUCACAGUAGCAGCUGUCACAUCCCUGGAAAUCAGCGUUACACAAACGAUUGAAACGAUACGUGGCCCUGCGUUGAUGGUUUCGUAAUUAGCCUUGUUAGUGCUGGAGCGCCCGUCAGCGCCGAGUCGCGCAAAAAUGUAUUCAUCGUAUGUCAUCGUCGGUGCGUUGCUUAGCGUAUCUUCGCUCAUCUGCGGGAGUGAGCUCGAGUACGACGGCUGGCUGCAGUUGAGGUUAUGGCACGCGUUCAACGACGAUCCGGUACCCGUGUUCACAGAACGGGGAAACGUCACUGUGUCCAGUGUGCGUAGCGGUGCGUCCGUCGUUGGGCAGAAUGGCCUGCUGCCGGCGCAGAUAAACGCUCUGAAAAAUCUCGCCGAGCACGAUGGCAAAUAUAGACUGAAGGUGCUAGCUCGCAUCUCUUCCGGCAGUGAAAUCGUGUUCCUCACCUCGGUGCCAGCGUGCUACCUCCUUGGUUCAGAUCUAGAAGAUGUCAUAACGAUAUGGUUGGAUAGUACAGCAGAGCCGAUAGCUGUGAGCAUUUCAUCUUCGGGACCCUGUAUGUUAGAUAAUCCCUUCACAAACAUGUGGACUACAAACGUCGUGGUCAGAUAUCCGGAUGGCGGUCCAAUUCCCGACACCGCUACGUAUAUUCAGAAGCUUGAACGAGAACGGGAAGCAAGAGAGAGAGGAGAAACCAAAGAUAAUCGUUCAUUUCUUGCAAAAUAUUGGAUGUAUAUCGUUCCUUUCUUGAUCUUUUUGCUGUUGUCAUCCGCGUCGAAUCCCGAAGCUGGCGGAAGUGCACAAAGACAAUGAUCUUCUAAUAAAAAAAAAUUUGUGCCUGUGUGUGCAUUAUACCCUUAAAGAGUGGUCUUGUGGAAACUGUCGAAAUUUAUAGUAUAAU
Molecule: messenger RNA, 1015 nt
Organism: Trachymyrmex cornetzi
Lineage: Eukaryota; Metazoa; Arthropoda; Insecta; Hymenoptera; Formicidae
Gene: EMC10
Product: ER membrane protein complex subunit 10
Exons: 4
Coding region: 250-927 (225 amino acids)
Cellular component (GO): EMC complex
Source: RefSeq, a predicted model, not a curated record